AUUAUCUGCUAAGCCUCAUUUCUAAACUUCUGCUCGAAGCUGAGACAUCAGCUAACGAUACAACGAAUUAACGGUUUCCGAGCAAAAACUAUAACGAACGAAAAAGGUUAUAAGAGGGACUUCUAACGGACGUAUAAAAAUGCGCUGAAACGGUUCUAUCUAAUAAUUCGGGUGACCAAUCAUUAUCUCGAGUCGCUCGACAUUAUCAAGGCAGAAAAGCAAUGGGCUGUUGCUUCUCGAGGUCCGCUGGCCCGAACGCUCCCUAUCCGGGCGGCAGCGCCGCAUCACCGUCGGCGCGCGCCAUCAACUCACCACCGCCGUUACAUCCUUCCACAACCGACGACAGCGCUCCGGCCUCGCGAGCCGUCUCUCGCUCUCACCAACCUCCCCAAUCUCCUCACACACAACAACCACUUUCGCACCACCACCACCAUCAACAUCGAAUACAUGGCCACCAUCCUCCGUUAUCGCAGCAUAUAGAUAAGCCGCUUCGGCGUCACGAAUGGGUCGCGCGCGAUCGUACGUGGACGCGCUCUCAGUUAGACACUGAGCGAGAAGAUUUCUUCGACACCCGGGUUACGGGACGGGCUGAAGUUUGGCAAGUCUUGAAGGCGACGUUAGAAGUGUUGUGGGAGGCCGAUCAGAGCCUUUCAAACGGGGAGGAGUCCAGAGAUGGCGACGGAGGGAGCGCGUUAGCUACGGCGCAAAGUAUUCUCAAGGCUGCCGAGGUGACGCUACCUACGGGAGAUCUGUCGAACGGCGUGUACGAUGCUCUAGGAAAUUACUAUGCUUUGCCGGAAUGGAUCGUAUGCGAUCCCGUUAACGUAGCUGAGGAAAGCAGUGUGAAGAAGAGUAAGAGUGAUGUGAGACGGAAAGGCGACGACGACUUGACAGACGAGGAUGAUGCCGUGGAAGAGAUAGAUGAGGAUGAGGCCUUGCGUCGGAGGGAGGAAAAGGGAAAAGGCGUUGCGGAUAUAAAAAACAUGGUCAAGGUCCGUGCUCGACUCAGCGAGAAUCUACCGGACGUCAUAGUAAGCGUGAGUCCCGAGGAGACCGUGAGGAGUUUUGCGAAGCGAGUAGCCGAAGAAUCCCGCCUACCUUCGACAAAAUAUGUGCGUGUGGCUUAUAUGGGCAAGAUUCUUAAGGAGAACAUGUCUCUGGAGAGCCAGGGCUGGAAGAAAGGCCAUGUUGUGAAUGCACUAGUCUUCAACAGGUAGCAAUGGUUGUCGACUCCCUGCUAUCUUCCACGUUACCAUACCCUCGCGCAGACCUAUCCACGAUUUUCACCCUGGUUUUAAAUUUGCGCCGCAAGAUGGUGUUCUCGAACCAGGCACAUCAGCCGUGAGAAAGACGUUCAUCCCCUAACUGCGCGCCAUACGAGGUGGCAUUUGACAUUAUCACGACGUCCCCGAUUCAGCACCGCUUAAAUUCGAAAUCUUCUCCUUUUAAUCACCAUAAUUAUCUGUUGGUGCAAAUCACGAUGGAUAUUCCGCAUGCUUUCCAUUUGCUACAUUACCAUUCUAUUGGAUUCCGGAUAAUACCCCAUUUUCGCCUCCAGCUUCGUCGGGAUCUGGCGGGUUAUAGGAGUUACUGGGGCGCGGCCACGGUGAAAGGCACGGUUGGCUUACUAGGUAGUUCAUUGAUGAAUGAAUGGAUACUAUGAAGCAUCAUUUAGGAUAUCAACUAAUAACUAAGCAUGGCCCUUGGUUAGGGUCAAGUAUAAUAAUUAGAUUCGUAUAUAUUCUUUUCUA
This is a messenger RNA of Annulohypoxylon maeteangense, 1751 nucleotides long. RefSeq lists its product as uncharacterized. The record is from RefSeq and is a predicted model, not a curated record. Bases 222 to 1217 code for a protein of 331 amino acids. NCBI's taxonomy places the organism in Eukaryota, Fungi, Ascomycota, Sordariomycetes, Xylariales, Hypoxylaceae. Gene Ontology annotation, molecular function: protein binding. The transcript has 3 exons.